Messenger RNA from Eruca vesicaria subsp. sativa (arugula), 2035 nucleotides. NCBI's taxonomy places the organism in Eukaryota, Viridiplantae, Streptophyta, Magnoliopsida, Brassicales, Brassicaceae. The record is from the annotation of a GenBank genome assembly.
ACCAAAUCAGGGACAGAGAGUGGUGUUUGUGUCUUGUAAUGGAUCGGAUUUUGAAGGCAGCUCGAACAUCCGGUUCGCUCAACCUUUCCAAUCGAUCUCUCCGGGAGGUACCUACAGAGGUAUAUCAAUGUCUGGAAACAACCGGAGAAGGAGAGAACUGGUGGGAGGCUGUUGAUUUACAGAAGCUUAUUUUGGCGCAUAAUGAAAUUGAGGUUUUAAGAGAAGAUCUUAAGAACCUUGCUUGUUUGGUUGUGUUAAAUGUCAGUCACAACAAACUGUCUCAACUUCCAGCUGCCAUUGGGGAGCUUACGGCGAUGAAGUCGUUGGAUGUGUCUUUCAACUCAAUCUCAGAACUUCCUGAGCAAAUUGGUUCUGCAACUUCUCUUGUCAAGCUCGACUGCUCAAGCAAUCGGCUUAAAGAACUUCCAGAGUCUCUUGGAAGAUGUUUAGACUUAUCAGAUUUGAAGGCCUCAAAUAAUCAAAUUUCUAGUUUGCAUGAAGACAUGGCCAACUGUUCCAAAUUAUCCAAGCUUGAUCUGGAGGGAAACAAGCUUACCGCUCUCUCUGAGAGGCAGAUAGCAUCGUGGACCAUGCUUUCAGAACUUAAUGCAUCUAAGAAUAUGUUGGUUGAUCUGCCACAAAAUAUCGGAAGCCUUUCACGUCUUAUCCGGCUUGACCUUCACCAGAACAAAAUCACGUCUAUCCCAGUAUCAAUAGGCGGUUGCUCCUCUCUUGUGGAGUUCUAUUUGGGAAUGAACUCGUUAUCGACAUUACCAGCGGAAAUUGGAGAUCUAUCACGUCUUGGAACACUAGAUCUUCGUUCUAAUCAGCUCAAGGAAUAUCCAGUUGGUGGAUGUAGAUUGAAGCUCUCGUACCUUGAUCUCUCAAAUAAUUCGUUGACAGGAUUGCAUCCUGAGCUCGGAAACAUGACUACUCUGAAAAAGCUUGGGCUUGUUGGCAAUCCUUUGAGAACCCUCAGAAGCUCGUUAGUAAAUGGUCCAACAGCUACUCUAUUAAAGUAUCUCAGGAGCCGUCUUUCUAAUAGUGAAGAAACAAGUGCAAGCACUCCCACGAAGGAAAACAUAAUUGCUUCAGCAGCUCGAAUGUCCAUAUCUUCGAAGGAACUUUCUCUGGAAGGUCUCAACUUGAGUGCUGUCCCUUCAGAAGUUUGGGAGUCUGGUGAAAUCACGAAAGUUAAUCUUUCUAAGAACUCUAUCGAGGAAUUGCCUGCUCAGCUUUCUUCAUCUGUUUCCCUUCAGACUUUGAUUUUGUCAAGGAACAAGAUUAAAGACUGGCCCGGUGAAAUCUUGAAGUCACUUCCUGGUCUUGUGUGCUUGAAGCUGGAUAAUAAUCCCCUGAAGCAGAUUCCCUUGGAUGGGUUUCAAGCAGCCUCUAGGCUUCAGAUUCUCGACCUAAGUGGUGAUGCAUCUUCUUUGGGCAUCGUAGAGCGUCCGAAGUUUUCGCACAUGCCACAACUACGAGAGCUUUAUUUGAGCCGUGUCCAGCUGUCUGAAGUCCCUGAAGAAAUCCUCAGCUUAUCUAACCUGAUUAUCCUUGAUUUGAGCCAGAAUUCACUUCAAUCGAUUCCCAAGGAAGUCAAGAACAUGACUUCACUCAAACACCUGGACAUAUCUAACAACAACAUUUCAAGUCUUCCUCCAGAACUGGGUUUGCUUGAGCCAACACUUGAGGUUCUAAGGCUUGAUGGGAAUCCAUUAAGAAGCAUCAGGAGACCAAUUCUAGAAAGAGGAACAAAAGCAGUCUUGAGCUACCUCAAAGACAGAAUUCCAGUGUAGUAAAUUCUACAACAUUAACAUGGGAAUAUACAUAUCUGUUGUUUGUAACAAUUUUUAUUUGUGUGACCAACUCCAUUUCAUCCGGGAGAGACUGAUUCUUAUUGGUGAGAAAUGAGACCCACUUGUAUUCAGAGAUCUUGCUUUUGUUUGGUGUGGCAACCUAAGUACCCCACCCAAAAAUUAAUAAAAAAAUCCUAUGAACCCCAUUAGUGAGUUCACUAAUGGGGAUGCUCUAAUGA